AUGGAGAAACCGUUCACGCUGGAAAGCAUGCGCGAGAUGGAGAAUGCCACUUCAGCGCAGUCUUUUGAGACUCGGGACUUCAAGGAUGAUUCUGAGUCCAAGGAUCCCCUGAAUCCCAGAAAUUGGAGUUCAACAAGAAAAACUUUGCUCUUCAUAUCGCUAAUGACCAGUUCGUUGCUGGCAGAUGGGGCAAUGGUCUGGGGCUCGACUCUAAUCACGGAGCAAGCGAUGGAUUGGAACGUUUCUAUUACUCACUCGGCGACGAGUAUGAACUACGGCAUCUUGCUCCAGGGCUUUGGGGGUAUCUUUGCAGUACCCCUCAUCGAAGCCUACGGCCGUCUGCCGAUCUGGUUAUGGCCUCAGGUGAUCACAAUGUUCAUGGUUUUGGGUGCUACUCUUUCCAAUGAUUGGUCUACCUUUACAACUUUUCGAUCCUUGCAAGGUCUGUUUGGAACUGUGCCUCAGGUUAUUGGCCUACCUAUCAUUCAUGAUAUGUAUACCUCGGCCGAAUGGCCACGCAUGAUCAACAUUUGGGGAACUACCUUUUUAGUCGGUCCUUUCCUCGGCCCGGCGAUUGCAGGAUACAUUGGUGCUGGAACGGACUGGCGCACUUCCUUCGGAGUACUCACAGCCAUCUAUGGCUUGUCCACGGCCAUGAUCAUCUUGUUUGGCUAUGAGACCUAUUAUGUGCAAGGUCAACGAGGCAGUCCCUCGCGUCUUGCCUCUUACUUUGGCUUUGGAAACACCCUACUUCCAAAGGCGUCGACCUUGACAUAUUGGUGUCGAAUGGUUGUGGUCUACAUCUUCAAAUUCCCGUUGUUGAUGACUGGCAUUGCUAUUCUAGUGACAUUUACAUGGCCCAUUGGAAUCACAACCACUAUCGAUACCUUCUUGCACAGCCCGCCCUAUCUCUUUGACACAAUUGAAGCAUCAUCUAUGCGAUUUGCUGGUGUCAUUGGGGCUCUUUGUGGCUGGGCCUUUGGUCACUUCUUCAAUGGCUGGAUCUUCAACCGGCACAACAAUACCUGGAGAACCGAGCUCCGACUCCAUGGUGUCUGGUUCCCAAUUGCUAGCAUGGCCUGUGGUCUCUUGACAUACGGACUCACCAUGAAUUUUGGCAAGCACUGGAUAGGCUUGGCGCUUGGCUGGAUUAUGGUAAACAUCGGCAUGGUAGCGACUAUUGUCGCCAUAUCUGCCUAUGCAUUAGAAAAAUAUCCCGGACAAGCCACCUGUGUCUCAGCAAUCCUGAACAUGUGGCGUACCUGCGGUGGAUUUGCGGUGGGAUAUUUCCAGCCAGCUUGGAUUGUGCGCAAUGGACUCGGCUUGGUCUUUGGGAUCCAGGCUGCAAUUGUUUGUGUGGCUGUUAUUUUGACAAUUACUCCUGUUUUCUUGUGGGAACGCAAGAGACGCAGCCAAGCUCAAGAGGCAUAG
This is a messenger RNA of Penicillium antarcticum, 1431 nucleotides long. RefSeq names its product putative MFS transporter. Gene Ontology annotation, biological process: transmembrane transport. The record is from RefSeq and is a predicted model, not a curated record. The transcript has 9 exons. Gene Ontology annotation, molecular function: transmembrane transporter activity. The coding region runs from base 1 to 1431 and encodes 476 amino acids. Lineage: Eukaryota; Fungi; Ascomycota; Eurotiomycetes; Eurotiales; Aspergillaceae.